UAGUCCUGUCAAUCUGGGGCAGCUAUCUGACUAUCUCAUGAGGACUAGUGAGGACUAGUAUUAAGUACGGGGAAUUUCAGACAAGAAAGUAUAUUGGUUUUCGUGUAUUCUAUCUAGUUCGUUUUUAUUUUCAUUUGCCAAGAUAAGAUCAAAUUGCCACCGACGUCAUGGAUCGAUCUUCCUUGAGUCUCACCUACAUCAGCCAAAAUGUCUGUGCAGUUGGAAAAGACGUCUUCGAACAAAGUUUUUGAAGGAGAGCUUGCAAAGUAUAAAUUCAAGUCUGCUGCGUUAGGCGGGCUCUUUGCGAAUUUUAAUCUUUUCAUUCCGCCAAAUGCCAGCGAGACAACAAAAGUACCUGUACUGGUAUAUCUAUCUGGCUUGACUUGCACUGAGGACAACGGAGCCCAGAAAGGUUCGUUCUUGGGACCUGCAUCCGCUCAAGGAAUCGCUAUUCUCUUUCCCGACACUUCCCCUCGCGGAGCAGGCAUCGAAGGCGAGGAUGAUAACUGGGAUUUCGGGACAGGGGCAGGUUUUUACAUCAAUGCGACCAACCCCAAGUACUCAAAGCAUUAUAACAUGUACACUCACGUUACAAUGGAGCUCCCAGAGAUCAUAGAAGCAGCUGGCCUACCUAUCGACUGGAAACGCCAAUCGAUCUUUGGUCAUAGCAUGGGAGGACACGGAGCUCUAACGCUGUAUCUUUCGUCGACUACGAAACAAUACAGAUCUGCGUCUGCCUUUGCUCCAAUUUGUAACCCUACCAAAUGUCCUUGGGGCGAAAAGGCUUUCAGUGGUUACCUUCAGGGAGGCGUCGAAGAGGCCAAGGGAAAAUAUGACGCGACUGACCUGAUUUCGGCCUACAAAGAGCCGGUACACAUCCUUAUCGAUUAUGGAACUGGUGACAACUUUUAUAAGGCGGGUCAGCUUCUUCCAGAAAACUUCCUCAAGGCAUCAAGGGAAGCCGGUCACGACGAGUUUCAAGUUCGCGUAAGGAGCCAGGAGGUGUAUGAUCACAGCUAUUAUUUCAUUUCGACUUUUGCUGCUGAUCACAUCCACUUCCAUGCCAAUUUCUUGAAAGCAUGAAAGGAGGGAAGCAAGAAGCUGAACGUAACUUUACUGUAUCGUUUGUAUUUCGUGCACUUGUCUAUGAUAAUAAUAUGCAAACUGUGCCAAAGAGUGGAAAUA
Molecule: messenger RNA, 1185 nt
Organism: Desarmillaria tabescens
Lineage: Eukaryota; Fungi; Basidiomycota; Agaricomycetes; Agaricales; Physalacriaceae
Product: carbohydrate esterase family 1 protein
Exons: 7
Coding region: 208-1083 (291 amino acids)
Biological process (GO): formaldehyde catabolic process
Cellular component (GO): cytosol
Molecular function (GO): S-formylglutathione hydrolase activity
Source: RefSeq, a predicted model, not a curated record